AUGCAGUCCCUACUUUCUUCAACCACCCUCCUGUUCGGUGUGCUGGCCACAUCAGUCCUCGCCAACCCUCAAUACGACUACGGCGGUUCUUCUGGUUCUUCGACUUCUGCUUCCGCAGGCAGUAGUGCGACUGCCGCCGCGGCCCAGGCCUCAUCAUCCAACAUCCACUCUGUCACAGUUGGACCCGGCCUCACCUUCACUCCAGACACCGUUACCGCUGCAAAGGGCGACUGGGUUGAAUUCACCUUCGGCGAGGGUCACAGUGUUGCACAGAGCUCAUUUGAUGCACCCUGCGUACCAAUCAGUGGUGGCGCUGGUGUGUACUCCGGAUUCCCCAACGAUGGGGAUGUGUGGCGGAUCCAGGUCAACAGCACGGACCCUCUGUGGCUGUACUGCUCGGCGACUGGCCACUGUGAGGGCGGUAUGGCUCUGGUCGUCAACCCACCAUCGAGCGGCAACACUCUCGAUGCAUACAAAUCUGCUGCACAAAACGCCCAGGGUUCUUCACCGGAGACCGUUCAAGGUGGCAUCUUCGGUGCCGCGGUCGCUAGCUCUUCGGGCUCCAGCAGCACUCCUUCAGCUUCGGCAACCACAAGCGGUUCCAGCGCCAGCGCUUCUCCUUCUGGCAACGCCGCUGGCGCCAACAUGGUCUCGAACGGACUGAUGGUUCUUGGGGCAGUUGCUGCCGGUGCUGCCGCUAUUCUGUAA
Molecule: messenger RNA, 708 nt
Organism: Fonsecaea monophora
Lineage: Eukaryota; Fungi; Ascomycota; Eurotiomycetes; Chaetothyriales; Herpotrichiellaceae
Exons: 2
Coding region: 1-708 (235 amino acids)
Source: RefSeq, a predicted model, not a curated record